CUUUAACUAGUAUAAAUACGCUGCGUAAAUCAUUCAAAACCCUUCAAUCUUGUCUUCAAUAUUUGCUCGAUUUUCAAGGAAAACAAGUCUGAGAUGGCGGGCGGUGGAGCGUCGAGAUUGAGGAAGAGGGUGGAGGCCGAAUCCUCCUCUUCUUCUGCUCUCAAACGCGCUAAAGAUGGCAGCGCUUUUGCCAAAUGUGAAGAGUGCAACAAAGAUGUGCCGGUGGCGUUGAUAAGCUUCCACAACUGUAGCCUUGAUGCUAAAAUUAAGAUGAAUCUGGAGGCCCAGAUUGUGGAAAUGCCUAGUGAGGCCAAGAAGAAGUCAGCACCAGAAAAAAAGAAGACUAAGCAGACGGAGCCAAGAGUAAAGAAGGAAAAGAAGGCCAAGAAUCCAAAUGCACCAAAGCGUCCUCCCACUGCAUUCUUUGUGUUCAUGGAAGAGUUCAGGAAAUCCUUUAAGGAGGCUAAUCCUGAAUGCAAGAGUGUUGCUAUGGUUGCCAAGGAGGGUGGUGAGAAAUGGAAAUCCAUGACUGAUGAGGACAAGAAGGUUUAUAUUGAUAGAGCUGCAGAGCUUAAAGCAGAAUACGAAAAGGUCUUGGGGUCUAAUGAUGUAGAAAAUGAACAAGAUGUGGAUGAUUCAUCUGAGAAAGAAGCCAAGGAGGAAGUAGAAGCAGAAGAUUCAUCUGAGAAGGAAAUCAAGGAGGAAGUAGAAGUGGAUGAUGAAUAGACCACUAGUCUCUUUUUUAGGCACUUAGGAUAUGUUUUUAAAGCUGCUUGUAAAUUUUCACCUUUAUCAGUUUACUAGAUUUGUCUCAAGGGAUUAUGUGAAAUGGAGAGUCGUACCCUCUGGCUUUUUGCUUUCUGAAA
Sesamum indicum (sesame) is the source of this 866-nucleotide messenger RNA. Its product is annotated as high mobility group B protein 7. Gene Ontology annotation, biological process: polar nucleus fusion. The record is from RefSeq and is a predicted model, not a curated record. Gene Ontology annotation, cellular component: nucleus. Lineage: Eukaryota; Viridiplantae; Streptophyta; Magnoliopsida; Lamiales; Pedaliaceae. Gene Ontology annotation, molecular function: DNA binding.